Messenger RNA from Aspergillus puulaauensis, 1791 nucleotides. RefSeq lists its product as uncharacterized. Gene Ontology annotation, biological process: transsulfuration. The coding region runs from base 1 to 1791 and encodes 596 amino acids. NCBI's taxonomy places the organism in Eukaryota, Fungi, Ascomycota, Eurotiomycetes, Eurotiales, Aspergillaceae. The transcript is spliced from 5 exons. Gene Ontology annotation, molecular function: pyridoxal phosphate binding; cystathionine gamma-synthase activity. The record is from RefSeq and is a predicted model, not a curated record.
AUGGGCUCCGGCAAUGACGGCUCUCAGUCCUGGCUGCCCCCAGCACCUCAGAUGCUGCCGCUGGGACACGGGAAUAUCUUCCCCCCUGGUGGUCGUCACCCUGUGAGCACUUCUCUACCAACAUGGGACUCCGUAAUAGGCCAAUCCAGGAAGGAGAAGUGGGUAUAUGACAAGCUAGAAUGGGCCUAUCCUCGAUUCUAUAUCAACAAGCCAGUCCGAGACCUCGCAGGUGCCGUUGCUCGACGCCUGAACAUUGCAGAUCCUAACACAUCAUGCAUGCUAUUCUCAUCCACAAACGCUCGGAAAUGCGCCACCUCCCUUCGCGAAGCAAGCCCAGAUCCCGAAAACGAAUCAGAGUCAGACAUCAUCCACUUCUGCACACCGGCCGAUCCAGAUAUCGGAGUUGGGCCUUGGGGCUGGGCCAGUUUCUCAGCGGUCGUGAUGCCGAGUGAGUCAUGGAACAAGGCAAUGGCAUUCUGGCGGGAUACAGGCAGCGGACUAUCCACCCGGCAUGCAGAGUUCUGUCUGGAAGUGCUGCACUAUCUCGGCUCGGAGUCCUCAAACAAGGAGUUCUGUGCCGGGGCGCCUCGCAAAGGGAAUCGCCACUCGCUGCCACAGUCGCUUGCCUUGGUAGAGGCUGCAGAGGCUGCAGAGACUUCACUCGACGGUGUGAAAUCAAUCCUCGCGCGCAUCGCGACAUCCGAACAGCCUGGGCAGCCCACUGUUAGUCCAGAUGACGUCUUUCUCUAUCCUACCGGGAUGAAUGCCAUCUUCUCACUCUCGGAGAAUCUACUCCAGCUCGACGGCGAUUCAAGGGUUGCCGCGUUUGGAUGGCUAUAUCCUGAAACAGUCGAAGUUUUGCGGGCUGGCUGGGGCAAAGUGCUCGCAUAUAGAUUCGGGACGGAGAGAGAAUACAACCACUUGGAGGAGUCUCUAGAGUCUGGAAAGAGGAUCAAGGCUCUAUUCUGCGAAAUCCCGAGUAAUAUCACGCUAUAUACGCCUGACCUCCGCAGAAUACGCGCCCUGGCUGAUAAGUACGGGUUCAUUGUUGCUUGCGAUAAUACAGUUGCUGGAUAUCACGACAUUGAUGCACUUCCUUACGUCGAUGUCAUGAUCUCGAGCCUGACGAAGUCUUUCAGCGGUGCGUCAAAUGUGACCGGUGGGGGUCUUGUCCUGAACCCUGGAUCCCGGUAUCACAGUACCCUCCGCAAGCUGCUCAAUGACAACUACGAGAAGACAUAUUUCCCCCUCGACGUCGCGCAACUCCAGACAAACUGCCAAAGCACGGCCUGGCGAGUGAACAAAUGCAACAAAAACACCCUCCCCCUUGUUGAUCUGUUCGCCUCACACCCCACAGUAGCAGCAGUCCACCACCCCUCCACCGAGCCAACCUCGCACCUAUACAAAUCCCUAAUGCGCAAGGACGGCGGGUACGGGAAUCUCCUCAGCGUGGUGUUCCACAACCCGCGCAGCGCAGAACAUUUCUAUAAUAUCCUCGAUACCUGCAAGGGCUCGAGCUUUGGCACGAACUUUACGCUGGCUGUGCCGUAUGUCCAGCUUGCGAAUUUCUGGAAUCAGGAUAAGGUGGUAAAGUAUGGCGUGCCCAGGCAUAUCAUUCGUAUCAGUGUCGGGCUUGAGGAGGGGGAGGAGCUUGUUGAGGUUGUGGCUAGGGCUCUGGAGGGUGUGGUUGAGUUUGAAGCGCGGCCUGUGCAUGGCGUUGAGAGGUCGUUGUGUACGGAGGGGAAUGUAUCUGGAGGAUCAAUGUGUAAGGAAGAGCACAUAUCUAACUAG